Molecule: messenger RNA, 3273 nt
Organism: Melanotaenia boesemani (Boeseman's rainbowfish)
Lineage: Eukaryota; Metazoa; Chordata; Actinopteri; Atheriniformes; Melanotaeniidae
Gene: mcm2
Product: minichromosome maintenance complex component 2
Exons: 19
Coding region: 96-2768 (890 amino acids)
Biological process (GO): mitotic DNA replication initiation; DNA replication; double-strand break repair via break-induced replication
Cellular component (GO): MCM complex; nucleus
Molecular function (GO): ATP binding; single-stranded DNA binding; single-stranded DNA helicase activity
Source: RefSeq, a predicted model, not a curated record
UUUGACUGUCACGUGGUCCGUUCGCGCGAAAAGUGACUCCCGGCAGGAAGAAGAAGAAGAGUUUUUAGAAGAGGCAGAGAAACAGCAGCACAGCAAUGGCGGAUUCCUCUGAAUCAUUCCACAUGGUCACAAGCCCUAGCCGAGCCUCCAGGAGAGGAGACCUGACCUCCAGCCCUGGACGAGACCUGCCUCCCUUUGAGGAUGAGUCUGAAGGGCUGCUGGGAGAUGGACCCCUGCCUGAAGAGGAGGAGGAAGACGGGGAUGGGGAGGACCUGAUUGGGGAUGGGAUGGAGAGGGAUUACCGUGCCAUCCCAGCGCUGGAUCAGUACGAGGCAGAGGGUUUGGAACUGGACGACGAGGAUCUGUCGGAGAUGUCGCCCGGAACCCGAGCUGCUGCUGAGGAGGCGAUGAGGAGGAGGGACAGGGAGCAGGGGCUCAGUGGACGGCUGAGGAGAGAACUACUUUACGACAGCGAAGACGAGGAUGACGAGCGCCCUGCCGCUCGACGAAGGCGCUUAGCUGAGCGUGCAGCAGAGGGGGUUACGGAUGGAGAUGAAGAGGAGAUGAUCGAGAGCAUCGAGAACCUGGAAGACAUGAAGGGCCACACUGUGAGGGAGUGGGUAUCCAUGGCAGCUCCCCGGCUGGAGAUCUACAACCGCUUCAAGAACUUCCUGCGAACCCACGUGGACGAAAAUGGACACAACGUGUUCAAAGAGAAGAUCAGUGACAUGUGCAAAGAGAAUAAGGAGAGUUUGGUUGUAAACUAUGAGGAUCUCGCAGCUAGAGAGCAUGUCUUGGCUUAUUUCCUGCCGGAGGCUCCAACUGAGAUGUUGAAGGUUUUUGAUGAAGCAGCUAAAGAAGUGGUCCUCGCCAUGUACCCAAAAUAUGACCGCAUUGCUCACGAGAUCCACGUCCGCAUCUGUAACCUGCCGCUGGUGGAGGAGAUCCGAUCGCUCAGGCAGCUCCAUCUGAACCAGCUGAUCCGGACCAGCGGCGUGGUGAGCAGCUGCACCGGCGUACUCCCUCAGCUCGGCAUGGUCAAGUACAACUGUAACAAGUGUAACUUCGUGCUGGGGCCCUUCUUCCAGUCCCAGAACCAGGAGGUGAAGCCGGGCUCCUGUCCAGAGUGUCAGUCCCAGGGGCCUUUUGAGAUCAACAUGGAGGAGACAGUGUACCAGAACUACCAGAGGAUCACCAUCCAGGAAAGUCCGGGUAAAGUGGCGGCUGGACGCCUCCCUCGCUCUAAAGACGCCAUCCUGCUCGCAGACCUGGUGGACAGCUGCAAACCUGGAGACGAGAUUGAGCUGACGGGCAUCUACCACAACAACUAUGACGGCUCUUUAAACACCUCAAACGGCUUCCCAGUGUUCGCCACUGUGAUCCUGGCCAAUCACAUCACCCGCAGGGACGAGGGCGUGGCCGUGGCCGAGCUGACGGAUGAAGACAUCAAAGCCAUAGUUACCUUCUCGAAGGAUGAGCGCAUCGGGGAGAGGAUCUUCGCCAGCAUUGCACCGUCCAUCUACGGUCAUGAGGACAUCAAGAGGGCGCUGGCUCUGUCGCUGUUUGGAGGAGAGCCCAAAAAUCCAGGUGGGAAACAUAAGGUGCGUGGGGACAUUAAUGCGCUGCUGUGUGGAGACCCGGGAACCGCCAAGUCCCAGUUUCUCAAGUACGUGGAGAAGGUGGCGAGCCGUGCUGUGUUCACCACCGGUCAGGGAGCCUCUGCCGUCGGUCUGACCGCCUACGUGCAGAGACACCCAGUGAGCCGUGAGUGGACGCUGGAGGCCGGAGCGCUGGUGCUGGCCGACCGCGGAGUCUGUCUGAUCGAUGAGUUUGAUAAGAUGAACGACGCAGACAGGACGAGUAUCCACGAGGCCAUGGAGCAGCAGAGCAUCUCCAUCUCCAAAGCCGGCAUCGUCACCUCGCUGCAGGCCAGAUGCACCGUCAUCGCCGCUGCCAACCCCAUCGGUGGCAGGUACGACCCGUCUCUAACCUUCGCUGAGAACGUGGACCUGACGGAGCCCAUUGUGUCACGUUUUGACGUGCUGUGCGUUGUCCGGGACACCAUCGACCCUGUUCAGGAUGAGAUGUUGGCUCGCUUCGUGGUCGGUUCCCACAUCAAGCAUCACCCUAGCAACAAGGAAGGGGGCGCGUCUUUAGAGGAGAUGGUUUUGCCCAACUCGUCCGACGUGCCGCCGAUUCCUCAGGAGCUCCUGAGGAAGUACAUCAUCUACGCCAAAGAACGGGUGCACCCAAAACUGAACCAGAUGGAUCAGGACAAGGUGGCUCGCAUCUACAGUGACCUGCGCAGAGAGUCCAUGGCCACAGGCAGCAUCCCCAUCACGGUUCGUCACAUCGAGUCCAUGAUCCGAAUGGCAGAGGCCCACGCCAAGAUGCACCUGAGGGACUACGUCCUGGAGGACGACGUCAACAUGGCCAUCAGAGUGAUGCUGGAGAGCUUCAUCGACACACAGAAGUUCAGCGUCAUGAGGAGCAUGAGGAAGACGUUUGCCCGCUACCUGGCCUUCCGUAGGGACAACAACGAGCUGCUGCUCUUCAUCCUCAAACAGCUGGUGGCUGAGCAGGUGGCCUACCAGAGGAACCGUUACGGAGUCCAGAAUGACACCAUCGAAAUCCCUGAGAAGGAUCUGCAAGAUAAGGCUCGACAGAUUAACAUCCACAACCUGUCGGCCUUCUACAACAGCGACCUUUUCCACUCCAACAAGUUCAGCCAUGACGGCAAGAAGAAACUCAUCCUGCAGCAGUUCUGAGCAACUCAACCCACUCCUCUUCCUCUUCCUCUUCCAUGAACUGUUAGCCGCCUCGGUGGGUCAGUGGGCGGUGUUUAGGGUUCAGCUGCUGUGGAAGAUGUUUUUAUCUCCAAGACGGGUGGUUGCUGAAGUUUUACAUGUUCAGUUCAUCUGUUUAGACAGAACUGAGUGUUGGAGAUGAAACUGCGUCAUCGGUGGAUGUGAAUGAGUCCAGACGCGAUGUUUUCUUCUGCUCAGGCUUGUGGCCGAUUGUAAAUAAAUGUACAUGUUGUUGAAGGAUGUGACUUGAUGCUUCACUUCUGUCUGUAGAUGUUUAUAUUUGCAGCUUUCCUGCUCGGUGUUGGCUUUUGUAGCUGCAGCUGAAGUCUCAUAAUUAAUAAACACAAUCUUAGAGGUUAAAAUAAACUGUUACUGUUUUCUACAUGUUGGACUUUUGCUGUGUUCUGAUAUUAAAGAAGGAAUUCGUUCAAUAAUUGUUUAAUAAAUGUUGGAAUUCUUUAAAGUG